Molecule: messenger RNA, 585 nt
Organism: Closterium sp. Yama58-4
Lineage: Eukaryota; Viridiplantae; Streptophyta; Zygnematophyceae; Desmidiales; Closteriaceae
Source: the annotation of a GenBank genome assembly
AUGAUGUUUUUCACGUGGUAUGGCCUCGUGUUCAUCACCGUCCUCUUCAUCCUCCUCUCCCCGGGGAUGCUCCUUCAGAUCCCAGGGGACAACCAGCCAGUGGAGUUUCAGAACUGGCGAACCUCUCUGCCCUCAGUGGUAGUGCACGCUGUGGUCUUCCUCGCCCUCCUUUUGCUCUCCAACUGGCUCUUCCCUGCGUUUCUACACGGUCGUCGCAUAUUGAUCAAGAAGCAUUCCAGUGCAGGGGUCGUGGAGAACAGCGUGAGGGGCGUGAAACACAGCGUGGGAGUUGUGGAGAGUAGUGGGGGGGUUGUGAAGGGCUGUGGUAUCGUGGAGGAUGGUGUAGGGAUCGUGAAGCAGACUCAUGCUCCACAGCACCUCCUCUGUCAUCCACCCCCGCCCCUUGUGUGGCAGUAUCUUGGAGGAUGGGGAGACGAACCCCGCUACGGGACGAGGCGUGCCGCCCAUGACAGCCUUUUCGAAGUACUCAAAAUCAGAGUCGUAGUGCGGAUUUUGGCGCAGCGUGGUGGUGGUGGUGGUGCUGCUGCUGCUGCUGCUGCUGCUGCCGCUGAUGCUGCUGCUUAA